UGCGUGCACAUGCCUGUGUGUGUGUGUGUGUGCGCAUGCCUGUGUGUGUGUGCUCAGCGCUUGCUCCCCAGAGACCCUGCACUAUGUCACGCAGUAGGUCAUCUGAGCAAACACCCACCACAGGCCCUCGUCCACCACCCGGAACCCCAGCGGCUACACCAGCCCUCGUCCACUCCUGUCCACCAUGCUGCCCCAAGGCCGGCCGUGUGAGCGCUAAAGCUGAAGCUGGAGCGGCGCGUAUGAUGUCCUCACCCGUAAAUAAUGUACAUGCAACUCCGAGGGCUGCGGGGGCUGGCCAGGGGACAGUUCUUCUACCGAAGACUGGUCAAGCUGCAGGAGCAGGAACAGGGGUCUGGAAAGGGUGGACGCGGCGGAGCAGUCCGGGGCGAGCAGGCCGAGGGGGAGGAGGGGGCCGCGUCCGAGGAGGAGGAGGGGGGCGCCAUCAUCCCCUGCCCCUAUCUGGACCGGCCCGUACUGGACAAGCUGCUGGAGGAGGGCUUUGCGCCGGGCGGCGGUGUCCACUUCGCCUGCGCCUGCAUGCAGGGCUGGAGGGCCACUAUGGAGGACUUCCACAACUGCUUCCCGCAGCUGGGUGGCGCGCUGGCCGACUGGGCGUUCUUCGCCGUGUUCGACGGCCAUGCAGGCAGCGUAGUGGCCGAGCACUGCUCUAGGAACCUCCUAGAGCACAUACUGGCCACGGGCUCCGUGGGUCCGGAGGAGGACGUGGAGCGUGUGACGGAGGGCAUCCAUGAGGGUUUCCUCAGCAUGGACAAGCAGCUGCACAGUGUGGCCACGCGCGAGGGCUGGGAGCGAGGCGGUACCACCGUAGUGUCCACCCUGCUGACGCCCCAGAGCAUCUACUUCGCCAACCUGGGCGACUCGCGGGCGCUGCUGUGCCGAGGCGGCCGAGUGGCCUUCGCCACCGCUGACCACAAGCCCUACGGCCCGGCGGAGAAGGAGCGCAUCGAGCGUGCGGGCGGCUCUGUGGCUCUGCAGCGAGUCAACGGCUCCCUGGCCGUGUCCCGAGCGCUGGGCGACUUCGGCUACAAGACGGCGGAGUGGCGCUCGGCGCGCGAGCAGAUGGUGUCGCCAGAGCCUGAGGUGACCGUGGUGGAGCGCUCGCCGAUGGACGAGUUCCUCAUACUGGCCUGCGAUGGAGUGUGGGACGCCAUCAGCAACGAUGACCUCUGCGAGUUCGUCAGCAGUCGGCUGCGUGUCUGCACUGACCUGAGGGAGGUCUGCUCCCAGGUCAUCGACCUCUGCCUCUACAAGGGGAGUCUGGACAACAUCAGCGUGGUCCUGGUGUGCUUCCCUGCCGCUCCUCAGCUGUGCCCAGAGGCCCUGCACCAGGAGGCGGAGCUGGACGACCUGCUCGAGUCCAAAGUGGCAGAGAUCUUCGAGGAGCUGAGUGGUAGGGGGGAGGACCCUGACCUGCUGUCUGUUCUCACGGUUCUGGCCUCAACUGUAAUUCCAGGGCUGCCACCAGGGGGAGGGCUUCAGAGCAAGCGCAACUGCAUCAUCUCCGCUUACUACCAGCAAAAGGAGGCGCGGCAGCUGAGGUUAUCUCAGGAAACGGGUGGAGCAUCAGAGACCUUCUAAUUGUAAUAAUUAAUUGUUGCAGUAUGUCAAAGGACUAUCCAAUACCAUGUUAGAAUCCCACAUGUGCGAAAUAUACAAGAGGAUUCAUUAUUUGCACAAGUAUUUUUCAAAUGCCACAUUGAUACAUGUGACGUUUGAUAUUGAAAUGACUGUAUUUUUUAUUUUACAUUUUUAUUUUAUUUCUCUUUAUUUUUUCUAAAUAUUUUUUCUUUUUGAAGAUAAUGUUUAGGAGUUCUUCUGAUGUGCACGUGAAACUUAGACUACUACUGCAAAUGAUCUGAUGUGCACGUGAAACUGAGACUACUACUGCAGAUGAUCUCCCAAUUUUGGACGUGACCAGAUUCAGGCCAAAUCCACGCCAUACCCAUGCCAGAUUCAGGCCAAAUCCACGCCAUACCCAUGCCAGAUCUGGGUGGGAUCGGUUGCAGACUCUUCUAGGGGUCGUUUCAACAAGAUCAAUAACGCAUUGAGUCAGACGAGGGAAGAAACCAGGCGAAGGUUUUAUUGAAUACAGAGUUGUCAGUGCCAUAGCAUCACUGAUAGAGUUCAACUGUACUGAAUACAGUAUUUGAUUGUAAUCCCACGACCGAUGACGUCACAUGAAAGCUUGUCUUUUGAGAGGCUUUUUCCCUUGAUGUAUGUCAUGUCAUGUUGCCAAGGAGAUUAGGUGGUGCAGGUGCAGUUCAUUGUUAAACCCUUGGUCCGCAUAAAGGAAUGACACGUUUCUGUGAGCUAGUCCAAGGCAUGCACUAGUCUUAUUUCAGUCUUUCCAAGGCCAGACUAAACCCCUCAGAGUCACACAUUACUCGCUUGCUCUCACAAACUAUCUGUUCACAACAAUUUAGGGUUAAGGUUGGGGCUUGGGCUUGGUUUGGUUAAAAAAUAUAUAUAUAUUUUAAGACUCUACAUGAAUUUCAACAAACUAAAGUCUCUGUAGGUCGUGGACUAUCCGAGUAAAGAGUUACCACCCAUAAUGCUAGUCUGGCCUUUGUCCAAUGUUCAUACUUUUCUCAGUACAAGGCUUCCAACCAGCUAUUGUGCAUUGGAUCCAAAUGCAGUUCUGCAGUUCACCGAAAUAUAGUUCGGUGAAACGAUACUGUAUCCAAAUGCAGUUCUCCCUAAUGGUGGAACGAUACUGGAUCCAAAUGCAGUUCUCCCUAACGCUGAAAUUUUACUGGAUCCAAAUGCAGUUCUUCCUAACGCUGAAAUUUUACUGGAUCCAAAUGCAGUUCUUCCUAACGGUGAAACUUUACUGGAUCCAAAUGCAGUUCUUCCUAAUGCUGAAACUUUACUUCAGACCACAUUUCAUGUUCUCUUGGUUUGCAUGAAGUGUAGUUCUGCAGCCUUAAUGAUCUCUAUGAAGUUAUCCUAACAUAUAUUGGUUAAGAGUCAUUACCUUAAACAUCAGCCAUAAUAACUAAUAUUGUUAUGAAGUGUGACAUAUGAUGUUCCCUGUAUUGUACACAUCAUGUAUUAAGAUGGCAUUCAUCAAAGUUGGUGAUUUAGGAAUCAUAAAAGUGAAAUGGCAUAACAA
Messenger RNA from Alosa sapidissima (American shad), 3133 nucleotides. It is a transcript of the gene ppm1nb, whose product is annotated as protein phosphatase, Mg2+/Mn2+ dependent, 1Nb (putative). The record is from RefSeq and is a predicted model, not a curated record. Gene Ontology annotation, cellular component: cytosol; nucleus. Gene Ontology annotation, biological process: positive regulation of canonical NF-kappaB signal transduction; negative regulation of canonical NF-kappaB signal transduction; positive regulation of canonical Wnt signaling pathway. Gene Ontology annotation, molecular function: protein serine/threonine phosphatase activity; magnesium ion binding; manganese ion binding. NCBI's taxonomy places the organism in Eukaryota, Metazoa, Chordata, Actinopteri, Clupeiformes, Clupeidae. Bases 262 to 1599 code for a protein of 445 amino acids. The transcript has 7 exons.